GAACAAUACAAGAGAUUGUGAGUUAUUAAAGAUGUUGUCUUCUCCAGUUUCUUCACUGCUAUUUCUGCUCCUCUUGGUGUUUUUAAUUCAUAUGGAUGACGCAUUUGGUGCUCAGACUGAGAUCCGUAAACUUAAAGAGACGAUCAAUGCGAGGAGAAAUUUGAAUGGCGAUGACAACAGAAGCUCCAAAAUGGGGACUGUACCGAGCAGAUCAAUACGCUGCGGGGGCGAGAAAACUUUGAAAAACAUGGCGACCACUUAUCAGCCUGAUCACCAUGGUCCUAUUCCAGGAGGAUACUUGUCUUCUCUCUGUCAGCCAUGCAGCUCGUACUUCUCCAAGUGUUAUACUUUUACGUGCACUACUACCGAAAGCUGUCAAUCUAUCAACGGCUCACCACCGACUUGCACACGCUCCGAGAACUGUGUACCUGCAUUUGGCAAUUGAUCAGAUUAUUAAUUUUUUUUUUAUAAAUAUAUUCUGAUUUUUUCUUUUGCUUUUUCUAUGGUUCUUCUUUAGUAUAUAUGCUUGUGUGUUUCCAUUUAUAUUAUUAUCGGAAGCAAAAUCUACUACACGCAUGUUUAUCAA
Eruca vesicaria subsp. sativa (arugula) is the source of this 586-nucleotide messenger RNA. NCBI's taxonomy places the organism in Eukaryota, Viridiplantae, Streptophyta, Magnoliopsida, Brassicales, Brassicaceae. The record is from the annotation of a GenBank genome assembly.